AUGGCAUCCCAGCCUCGGCCGCCGGCGACGACCACAUCGACGUGCACCCCGAAGACUGCGCCCGGUCGGCACGUCUUCCAGAUCGACGGUUAUAGCCUGCACCGGGGCUUCGGCGGCACGGGCAAGUUCGUCCAGUCCGCCGCCUUCACCGUCGGCGGCUACUCCUGGUGCCUCCGCUGCUACCCCGACGGAGCCAGCAAGGAUUCCAGAGGCCACGUCUCGGUUUUCCUAAGGCUCGUGACCAGGAACGCCAAGGCUAGAGCCCUGUACGAUAUCAGGCUGGUCGGGCGGACAACGGGGUCGUCUCCGGCGCCGGCGCCCCGCACGUCAGGGAGCAGGCUGUUUGACACCACAAACUCCGGCGAGGCCGUCUGGGGCAGAAUUCUCUUCAUCAAGGCGAGCGAGCUGGAGGCGUCGGCGGAGUUCCUGCGCGGCGAUCGCCUCGUGAUCGAGUGCGACGUCACCGUCAUCGGGGAGCCGCUCGUCACCGAGGCCGCCAAGCCCGUCGAGGUCCGGAUGCCUCCGUCGGACCUGACCGGUGAUUUCGAGAAAUUGCUGAAGACAGGCGAGGGGGCGGAUAUGAUUUUCAAGGUUGAGGAUGAGUACUUCUUCGCCCACAGGGUCGUGCUCGGAGCGCGCUCGCCGGUUUUCUGCGCGGAGCUCUGCGGAACGACGAUAGAGGGUGCACAGCAGUUGCGGGCAUGCAGCCCUCCAUCUUCAAGGCGUUGCUUCGUUUCAUCUACACGAACUCGCUGCCCGCCAUGGACGACCUCGGUGUGA
Molecule: messenger RNA, 780 nt
Organism: Panicum hallii
Lineage: Eukaryota; Viridiplantae; Streptophyta; Magnoliopsida; Poales; Poaceae
Product: BTB/POZ and MATH domain-containing protein 1-like
Exons: 1
Coding region: 1-780 (259 amino acids)
Biological process (GO): protein ubiquitination
Molecular function (GO): protein binding
Source: RefSeq, a predicted model, not a curated record